This is a messenger RNA of Eruca vesicaria subsp. sativa (arugula), 1745 nucleotides long. Lineage: Eukaryota; Viridiplantae; Streptophyta; Magnoliopsida; Brassicales; Brassicaceae. The record is from the annotation of a GenBank genome assembly.
CAAAUUUUGUAGAAAACUAAAUAUUGCCUAGCGAGUGGCUUAUUAUUACAUAUGAUCAAUGAUUGAAAGAGUGAGUAUAUAAAACGACGACACCUCAUAACUUCUUCCUUCCACUCCAUUUGUAUGGCUUUCGUUUCCCAUACUGCACUCUGCAUUCUAUCAUCCUCAUCUCUCUACUUUCUCACCUCCAAAUGGUGAACAUAAAAUCACACUUCCUCACCUGUGACUGAUAUUACCAUAUUCUCGUUCUCUUCACUCUAAUAUCACUUUUUCAUUUCAUUCUAACCUACACCACUUAUAUAUCAAUAUGGAGGAAGAACGUCGAGUUCUGUUCGGAAAAUACGAGAUGGGAAGGCUAUUAGGCAAAGGAACCUUCGCCAAAGUCUACUACGGCAAAGAGAUAAUCUCCAGCGAGAGCGUCGCCAUCAAAGUCAUCAACAAGGAACAAGUACUCAAAAGACAAGGCAUGAUGGAACAAAUAAAACGCGAGAUCUCGAUAAUGAAACUCGUUCGUCACCCAAACAUCGUCGAAUUAAAAGAAGUCAUGGCCACGAAGACAAAAAUCUUCUUCGUGAUGGAGUUCGUUAGAGGCGGGGAGCUAUUCGACAAAGUCUCCAAAGGCAAACUCCAAGAAGACGCGGCUCGUAGAUAUUUCCAGCAACUAAUCUCAGCCGUCGAUUUCUGCCACAGCAGAGGCGUCUCUCACCGCGACCUCAAGCCCGAGAAUCUCCUCCUCGACGAGAACGGAGAUCUGAAGAUCUCCGAUUUCGGAUUGUCCGCGUUGCCUGAGCAGAUUCUUCAGGACGGACUGCUCCACACGCAGUGCGGGACCCCGGCUUACGUGGCGCCCGAGGUGCUUCGGAAGAAGGGAUACGACGGCGCGAAGGCGGAUAUAUGGUCGUGCGGCGUCGUUUUGUACGUGCUCCUCGCUGGAUGCUUGCCGUUUCGCGACGAGAAUCUCAUGAACAUGUAUCGGAAGAUCUUCAGGGGGGAUUUCGAGUUCCCGCCGUGGUUUUCGUCUGAGACGAGGCGGCUCGUCUCGAGGCUCCUCGUCGUGGAUCCGGAUCGGCGGAUCUCGAUGGCGGAGAUCAUGAGAACGCCGUGGAUCAGAGAAAACUUCACUCCGCCGUUAGAUUUCAAAAUCUACGAAGAAUCGAUCGAGGCGGAAGAGACGGAGACGGUUACGCCGAAGUUUUUCAACGCUUUUGAAUUCAUCUCCUCGAUGUCUUCUGGAUUCGAUCUCUCGAGCUUGUUUCAGAGCAAGAGGAAGAUUCAAUCGGUAUUCACGUCGCGAUCUUCGGCGACGGAGAUAGUGGAGAAGAUCGAGACGGUUACGAAGGAGAUGGAGAUGAAUGUGAAGACGACGAAGGAUUUUAGAGUGAUGAUUGAGGGGAGAACGGAAGGGAGGAAAGGAAGGCUGUCGAUGACGGCGGAAGUGUUCGAAGUGGCGCCGGAGAUGUCAGUUGUGGAGUUUUGCAAAUCGGCGGGAGAUACUUUGGAGUACAAUAGGUUUUACGAAGAGGAAGUUAGGCCUGCGUUGAACGACAUCGUUUGGUCGUGGCAUGGUGAUAAUUGCGCGGUUAAUCAGAAACCCGAUGGUGAUGUCACGGUUUAACAACAAUAAUAUACUUUGAAUGAUUGAUGAAUCGGGAGUUUUGGUUUAAGUGCUCCGGUUUACCGGUUAAUGUAUUGUAGUAUAAGAACUGUUACAUUGAACCUAAAUAUUGUUUGGUUUAAUAUAAUUU